Blastomyces dermatitidis ER-3 is the source of this 5360-nucleotide messenger RNA. RefSeq names its product bacteriodes thetaiotaomicron symbiotic chitinase. The transcript has 12 exons. Bases 356 to 4111 code for a protein of 1251 amino acids. Gene Ontology annotation, biological process: carbohydrate metabolic process. The record is from RefSeq and is a predicted model, not a curated record. NCBI's taxonomy places the organism in Eukaryota, Fungi, Ascomycota, Eurotiomycetes, Onygenales, Ajellomycetaceae. Gene Ontology annotation, molecular function: chitin binding; hydrolase activity, hydrolyzing O-glycosyl compounds.
AUGCGAGCGAUUCUUUGUCAGAGUUCAAGCUAUUCUCCUAAUGUACAUACAUGUAUGUACAAGUGCCAGUGAGCUGCAAGCAAUCUGUUGUAGUUGGAUCUCUUUUAAUAUGACGCCGCGAUUCUGGUUUGUCCCGAAUCCUGGGCCUUCUGAUGCGUUGACUUUUCUGUGCAUGCCUCAAUGAGAAGCUUUGUAUGAGUUUAAUGACUCCUAUAUCGGAUUUUGCACGGCUAUGUUCCAGCGGAUAACCCGAAGCAGGCAUGGGAUGCAAAUAUAUGUAUAUAUUAUAGCCAGGGGUUCCGACUCUGCUUCAGCCAUGUCGACUGCCGCUGAUUGGGGUGAGAUUCGCUGAAUCAUGAAGUCCCUGAGCAUCAUCGCCGUUCUAGGGUUGGCAAGCCUUGCUCCUUUUCUCGCUUCGGCCGCUUCGGAUGCUACCUGUUCAGAGUCUCGACCGUGCAAACAAGGCUGCUGUAGUAAAUACGGGAGUUGCGGGUUCGGACCUGAAUUUUGUUCCCCAAAGACAUGUGUGUCGACGUGCGAUGCUAAGUCGGAAUGUGGCAAAUACGCACCCAAGGGACAAGAAAAAUGUCCUCUCAAUGUUUGUUGCUCACGGUUUGGUUUCUGCGGUCCCACUGAAAGUUUCUGCGGGAAGGGAUGUCAGAAUGGGUGCGGCGAAAUAAAAAGGCCUUCAUGCUCGGGAACCUCUACAAGGGCGCGAUAUAUCGGCUAUUUCGAGAGUUGGAACUAUGAUCGUAUUUGUGAUAUGCUCCAUCCGUCAAAAAUCAAUACCAAGCCUUGGACACAUCUUAAUUAUGGGUUUGCUCAGAUCAACCAAGAGGACUACACGCUAACUACAAUGCACUCCUAUGACAAAGAAUUCUACCACCUUUUUACAGACUUAAAAAAACAAAAGCCCUCUUUGAAAUGCUUUAUAUCCAUUGGGGGAUGGGAUGCCGGUAGCAAGAUCUUUUCUGAUAUGGCGAAAAGCGAGGGUUCGCGAAAGGCGUUUAUUGACUCGGUUAUUGAGUUCAUGGAGGAAUACGGCUUCGAUGGAGUUGAUAUCGACUGGGAAUACCCAGUAGCUGAUGAUCGGGGUGGCUCAAAAGAAGAUUUUAAAACAUAUGUCCAACUUCUAAAGGAGCUGAGGGCUGCUGCCGAGGACAAGUACGAGAUAACCGUGGCACUUCCGGCUUCGUAUUGGUACUUGAGAGGAUUUGAUCUUAAACGCAUGUCAAAAUAUGUCGACUGGUUUAAUGUGAUGACAUAUGACAUCCACGGCACCUGGGAUGGCAACAACAAAUGGACGCAGGAAGUCAUCAACCCUCAUACAAACCUGACUGAAAUAUCGUUAGGACUAGAUCUUUUAUGGCGCAAUUCUGUCCCUCCCGAAAAGGUUUCUCUGGGUCUUGCAUUUUACGGCAGGUCAUUCACACUGGCGGAUCCUAGUUGCUCUACUCCGGGUUGCCCUUUUAAAAGGUUUGGUGACGAGACAUCCGGGGGCGCUUUGCCAGGAUUAUGUACUCUGAACAGCGGUACGCUGUCAGACUAUGAAAUCGAUAGGGUUCUGAAGGAGAAAUCCCCAGACGUUUUCUAUGACCAAGAAUCUGGAGUCAAUUGGAUUACGUGGGAUAAUGAUCAGUGGGUUUCAUACGACGAUGGCAGAACAUUGAAGCAGAAGGCAGAUUUCGGAAACAAGUUGUGCUUGGCGGGCACCUUCGCCUGGGCCAUUGAUCUUGGAGGCCCUGGCACACUGAAGAAUCCUAAUGAUUUGACCGCCGACGAUACUCUCCGCGGGGCCGACCCGCAGGGUGGAGAUGGCGGUUCUAGCGAAGUCUAUAUCUCUCCAGAGAUUUUCAAGAAAAAAGAUCCGCGCAUCGCAUGUGUGCCCCCGUGUACCUUUAUUAUGCCUCCAAUCUCUCUGGCUAGUCCCUCUACAAUCACCCUUCCUCUAUAUACAACAUCUUUGGAAGUGGCAUGGCCAACCACACAGUUGGUUACGCUUCCCGGAGGUUCGGUAUUAACUUCCACUGGCCUAGCAAGGACAAUCCAAACGACGACACUUACGAUCCCUCCUAUUACGACCUCAGAGAUCAGCCUAUGGAAUUGGAAGGUUACCGAUCCCGAUGCCUCAAGUUCCAGAUAUACUCCCAUAAGCAGCAUCCUUCCCCCUCCGUUUGUUAUUACGGAGAAACUUCCGGAAGGCUGGGUGCAGGGCAAUCCUCCGAAACCAACGCCGGGCGAUGGGAACCCUGGGGUGAUAAUCAGUAACGGGAGUGAUUCGAAAUCCGGAUCUGAUGAUCACGAUAUCUCUGGGCACGAUAGGCAGAGUAAUCCCCCCGAGGCAACCGGCGGGACAGGACAUUCGGCGCCAGAAUCGGCUGCACCCGAUCCCACCGGGGCUGGCAGAGGAAUUAAUUCGCUUGAUGGUAAAAAGGGGAACCCGAAUAGAGGGAAAAAUUCUCAGCCGGCAACAGCAGAUACAGGACGGCCAACACGUGGAUUUGAUGACAGCCGCCACGGCCGGACAACUAAAGGGCAUGAAAAUGACCAUGUAAUAACAGUUGUCAGCGGUGAUUCGAUACUUAAUUCCCAUUUUCCUGCUAGCACAACAAACUCACCUAUGACUACCCGGACAAUUACUCCGCCACCGUUUCCUUACACCACAGGUACCGAGGAGGACAACGACGAUGAUGACGAUGACGACAACAAGAUAAUAUUGCCCGUUGUUACCUUUACUAAAGGCCCCCCUGAUCCACUCUGCACAGCAAAUUGUGGAAAGAAGUGUGAAGGCCCAUUUUGCGAUGAACCCUGUGAGCACAACUGCGGCGAUGGAGAAGACUUCUUUUCCGAGAAUGAAAGGACAAAACCUAAAAAUACUCAAAAGUGCAGAGGCCCAGACUGCAAGAAUGGCAAGUGCACGGGCUUAUUAUGUAUCAAUUUCGGCUGCAUCGGGCUUGAUUGCCUCGACGGUAUGUGCUGGGGUCCUAAGUGCGUCAUCACUUGGUGCGGUGGGCUCAAGUGCAUUCCAAAACUUGAUGGCUGUAGUGGUGACGGAUGUAAACCCAGUGGGUGUCUCGGGUUGCACUGCAACGGCAGAACAGGCCGAUGCUUUGGUCCGAAAUGUAUUGGCUUUGGCUGUGAUGGGCCCGAUUGCGAUAAUGGGAGUUGCAAGGGUCCAAGAUGCUGGCCCCUUACGUGCGAAGGAGAGGGCUGCCAGUCGGGAUUCUGCACUGGAUCGAAAUGUGAGACAGGAAAGGGCGGUUGUGACGAAGCGAGAACCGCUCGUCGAUGUACAGAACUUGUUUCCAAGAUCCAGACAAGAUCGGACAAAACUGAGUACUUUACCACCACCAACACCAGGUGCCACACGGUCACUGCAUGCUCCGUCCAACCCACAACUAUCACUACCACAACUACCAUGGCAAAGCUUCCCGUAUAUACCGGCGUGGGGGUAACAAUGACACCACCAGACACCAAUGAACAUUAUAUGGCCCUGGCACAAUAUCUUGUGUAUAAAAUACACAGCCGAGAUGCCACCCGAAUGUUCUAUAUUCCAGAGGUAGCCACACCAACAACUACCGCGAAACCAAAGAAAUCUCCCCCCCCCGCAGAGUUAAAAUGUUUUGGCUCGGGCAGCACUUCUCAUCGCGCGGAUAUGAUCCGUGCGAUAGAAAGCUUUUGUAAUGAAAACAAGGGUCGGAUGAUUAGAAAGGAAGACGGUAAAAUUAUAGACUACUAUGGCUCGAGGUGUUUCGGUCCUGGGGCAUGUUUUGUUGAGGUCAACAUUUCCGUGGAGUUAAUCAAUGACUGUGACCCAUUCGAACUCGAUGGGGGAAGCCCAGGAGAUUUGUGCGGUCACUCGUUCAGACAACCUGUUGAUGAGUGUGAUACCAGGGGGACAAGUUUCAAAUACGGUGGUGUAUUAACGACUGAUUGCGCUCGCUGGAUAAUAGACCCUGGCUUUAACGCACCCGGAGGCCCAAAGGCUAAAUAUCCUCUGUUGAACGGCACUGGCAUUGCAAAUACCACUAUGACAAACCACACUGCAUCCUGGGCAAAAUUCAAUUCUAGUUCGGUUUAUCCUGCCCCAACUAGACCGACGCGGCUAUGAGUCGAGUCGAUGUGAGCAAAAGGUUCAGCUAAAUUGCUUGGACAAUAGGGCUUUUGUGGUUUCAAAACAAGGUGAAUAAAUAUCAAGUGCCUCUUAUCUAUUUUUAUUUAUUUAAUUUCUAUUUAUUUUUUUUAUUAUUGUUCUUCUAAAUGUAAGCCGUACAGGUAAUGAAAAUCAUAAUAAAUAAAUAAAUAAAAGUAUGGUAGGGCAAUUUCACCUCUUCAGUUGACAUUCUCUCUUGCAUCACUUACAGAAUCAUCAGUGAAAUUGAAAGAGUGAACGUGAACCGGCGGGAGAUACUAGUAACUAGCCAAUUUCCUGAAUCCUCAAACAAUUGGCUUCUCAAUCCAUGUUCCAUCUUGAACCUUCCUGGGCGACUUGGAAAUUAGCCUCAAUAGUUUGAGCAACUAUUCUCCAUGGGUUGUGGAAUUCACUCUUGGAUCGAGAACAGGCGCCAAAAGCAUUGAGCCGAGGGUAGGUAGUCCCUGAUAAUAGGGUAAGAAGAUUGGGAGCACAACCACAGAGCUUUUAGGCUUUUAAAAUCAUGAACUGCCUGUCUGGAGAUAAUGUACAUACCAGACCAAGGCCUUGAGUUGUUGAGGGGAUACAUCUCAAUUGUCUCCCAUAUCAUAUCAUAUACACCUGAGAAGAUUGCAACAUUGGCCAGAAUUAUCCAUGCAAGAAGUGUGUGAAGCAAUAUUUGGUGCAUGUUUGUUCAGAUUCACCAAGAAUGUUCACAUGCCAUGUAAGAUCAAGUUCAACACCUAGAGAAUCUUUUCCAUGACUGGAAUCUAGCUGACCCAUGAUUUUGAAGUCCGAAUAUUGCUGUGCCUAACUCUGUGCAGCAAACAGAGCAGGUCUCGGAUUCGUUUGAGUGAUUAACCGUAGAUGGCUCCGGGACCGGCUGUGUUGGGAGCUCGCACUCGCAAACGAAUGUAUACAAUGAUGUUUACCACUGAUGGUGCUACUUUCUGAUCCAUCGCAGGUAAUAAGGUUGACUCUGAGUUUCUCAGAGGAAAUCGAGGAGGAAAUCGUACAGUUCUUCCAAAAUUAUGAUUAGGUUGUUUAGCCUUCACAGUUGAGAACCUCCGCGUAUUUGGAUAAAGUAUGACUUAUUCAUGCAAAGACCCUCGUCUGUGGGGGUGAUGCGGAUUUAGAUCUUGUUUGGAAUGACGUGUGUGAGCUUCUAUUCUUCCGGCUAUCUCCCAGCUGGAAUUCAUGAAAAAAACUAGAAAAAGUGAGGCUAGAC